CUCUUCCUAAAAAAAUGAGAUAACAACUUUUACCUUCAAGUCCCCUUGGCCAUCAAUAGUUCAGAUUGAUAUAUACUGACUGGCUGGAAGAGUCAGUUUCACAAGGAUCACCCCUGCUGUGCAACAUGCAAGGACCCAUGUUCAUUAUAUUAAUGAGGGCUGUGACAGCAUCAUAGCAGCCACGCUGGCUGCCUGACAUCACCACCAGGGCAUUGGCAGGCUGGACGCUGGCCAACACAGACGUUGAUCUAAUCCAGAGAGUUACAAAACCACAUGGCGAUGCAGAGUGGAGAAGUCCUUGAUACAGCACAGAGUUUUACCAGGACGACUUUUCCGUAGAUGUAGAGCCAGUAGGAAGUUAAGGAUUAUAAGAGGAUUUCUCUCUCACAAUUGGUGGUGAUUCGUUGCCUAACAGAAUUACAAAACUGCUACAUACAGGGAGUAAGACUGGGGUUACUACAAGGCUUACAGUGCUACACCAGAGGAUCUACAACAGUGAAGUUUUCCCAGGAUGGCUUUCCUGGACCGGGAGCGGCUACGGGAGAAGCUUGAGGAGACUCUGCAGCGGAGCCGGGACGACUCGGACCGCCAGCUGGACACACUGCUCGGGGAGGUGCGAGGAAUUCAAACCUGGAUACAGGACACCUUCGACCAGCUGGAGCUGCUGAGUGUAACCGUGGAGGACGAAGCUUCGCAGGGGGUCUCAGGCAUCACCAACCACAGACAACAUCUCCAGAGGCUGCAGCACACGAUCCGUGAGCACAAGAUCCCUGUACAGAUCACCCUGCAGAAGGGGAAGCGCCACCUGGACCGGGAGCCCGACCUCUCGCUCCAGACGGACCUGAAGAACAUCCAGUACUUCUGGGACCUCCUGCAGGGGAAGGUGGCCGGCCUACAGGAGUUGGUGGGGGAGGGGAGCACAGCCCCACCCCUGGGGACAGGACACGGUCAUCCCCACUCUGGGGGAGAAGGUGGGACCAUGUGUGACAACCGGCAGACAGGCAGGGAACAAGACAACAGGUUUCCAAAAUCUGGCUUCCAGAGACCCAGUCACAGGAGGAUCGUCGAGAGGAGCACACAAGGACUGAUUGCAGCAGUAGAGAAGCUUCAGCGUCGAACGGAUGAACUGACAAGUUCUGCAAAUUCCCGUCAGACAACCUUAGGGACCCAGCAGACAACCUUGACAACCAUGAACCAGAGUAAUCCGAUCUCCAUCAGCCAUGGCGGGUGUCGCCCGGACAACCUGGCCAGGGAGCUGUCCUCGUCGGACGAGAGUCUCAAUGAACUCAUGAUUGACGUGAACGAGUACAUGGCUUCACUGGUGGAGCUGGAGAAUAGCUCCUUGGAUGAUGACGGUUAUGGUUCCUUUGGGAAGAAGGGACUUGAGUUUUACAAUGGAAGCGAAUCUGCAGAGAAUUCAACUCAAGAGUCUCCUAGAGUCGCCAACAAAGGAGCGUGUGGUUUUAGCAGUGAGGACGACCUGGAUGAAGCUUUGAGUUCUUUGGAAGAUCUUCACAUGAGCUGGGAGUGUCUCUCCUCCUCGCCCCCCUCCCUCCCCAUCUUCUACUGCCUCCCGCAGCCCAAGCACUCCACUCCAAGGGCCGAGACGCAAGAUGUGCCUCAAGAACAUCCCCAAGUCUCCAAGACUCUUGGAGAAGAUGAAAAGGGAGCUAAAGGGAAGGAGGAAAAGGCAAAGGAGGGAAAGAGUGCCAGGGAGGAGGAGACAGCUGUCGGCACAUCUCUUUCAACAUUUAAGGUCACGGAUUCGCUUCCUGAAGCCAUAAAGGAACAGUUUGAGGCCUUUGCAGAGGACUUAAAGAUGCUGGGCGAGUUCCUUGAGAACAUGACCGAGCAAGCAGCCGCCUUCCAGACACCCGGGGAGGAUCUGGUCAGCCUUCAAGUCUUCUUGGAGAAACACCUGGCAUUUAAGAUGCAGAUUGACACCAACGCUGUCCUGCGCAGUGCUGUGGUGAAGGAGGGGCAUCAUCUGGCCGGGUCGCUCCACACACAGAGGCCUGCCCUGGAGGCCGUCCUGCACACAAUAGAGGAGCGGUGGGCUCAGCUGGUCAGGGCAGUCAACCAGCAGCACCGCGCCAUCAGCCUGGCGCUCGAGUCCUUCCGAAUGGACCUCACCGCGCCACGUGGUGAUGGCGCAAACGGAGAGGAUCUGAAGGAGGCGGUUGCCAUGGAGACGGCCCAGGAUGCCAUGGAGGAGAUGUCACUGAAGCUGUCAGGGUCAGGGGUCAGCGACAGUCCCACGGACAUCAAGGUCAACUCUGUGGUGAGGUUCCACCUGGAGGAGCUGGCAGAGGAGAGCUGGGAUCUGCUGAGCUUGUCCCCCGAGGACGGCCUGCUCCUGUCCCCCCAUGGUUCCCCCCCGGGGGCAGGGGCGCACAGCUACGAGCUGUCAGACUUCCACACACAGCACCAGGAGCUGGCGGAGUGGCUGGGGGAGAUUGAGGGUGUCCUCACCGACAGGGACGACCUCAUGAUGUCUGAGGAGCAGAUCAAACAUCUCUGUAAGAGCUAUGAGAUUGAGAUGGGGCUGUACCAGCGCAGGCGAGACACCUUCCUGCAGAAGGGGGAGCGUCUGAAGGCGGCCUACCCCGACCUUUUCUCUGACAUCAGCGACAAGCUCCUCACCAUCACCAAGAAGUGGGACCUUCUGCGGGUGAACCUCGCUCACGAGGGCGGCAUCACGCCACCGGGGGAGAACGAAAUGGUGCUCGCUGCCCUGGAAGCCAGUAUAGAGCACCUGCAGGCCUGGCUAUCUGACAUGGAGGCCAAAAUGUUUGUAAAUGAUAUCUACAACAUCAGUGGGGUGGAGGACCUUGAGGUCAGGCUCAAACAGCACCAGGCCCUCCAGGUGGACAUCGAGGCGCACGCCCCGAGCAUCGCGUCCGUACUGGAGCUGUGUGAGAAGCUGGAGGACGACUGCAACGCCUGCCGGACGUACGAGGAGAAGGAGGCGCUGCAGCUCGCCGCCAUCAACCUGGAGCGGCGCUGGGACGCCAUCUGCAUGCAGGCCAUCGACAUGCAGUGCCGUCUGGAGGAGAGGCUCUGCACAUACAGACAGGGCCUGUACCAGACCACCGUGGGGCGCUACGACCUCUCAUCUUCUGCAUCAACGCUGAGCGAAGUUGCCACAGGGUCGACUGACACGUCCUUGGACCUUGAGGACUUUCCCUCCGACGCCGAUGUCAUCCCCUUCGACGCUGGAGAGUACGAGUCCAUUGUGCAUGGCAGUGCAGAAUUCAGGAAAACUAGGAGGCAGGCUUCUCACAACUUUGAGACUGAAGUUCGGAGAGCGAAACAGAAAGGAGAAAAGGGCCUUUCACACAGUGAUGGGGACGUCAGGCCAAAGAGGAGGAUGCCAAAGAAGUACACAGACCAAAGGCACAGCACUUGCUCAUUAAACCCUUAUAGUGAUGACUCUCUGUUCAGUAGGAACAGGCGUUCAACAAGCGACAUUGGCCCACAGAAGCCCCGUAAACCAAGUAAGGAGCUGUACUUCAACAAACAAACAUCCCAAUCCUCAUCUGUGGCAUCCGCCAUAGUGACAUUGGACUCUGAAGUUCUGUUAGAUGAGGACAACGGUGACAUGAGAGACAACAACUUGUUUGCCACUAUCAAGGGUGUUCUGGUAGACAGGACUAUGUCGCUUGACGAGGGACUCAAUGUUUUAGGGGUUGUCGAGAUUCACACAGUCCCGCAAGCUCUGAAUCUGUCCAAGAGGGAACUAUUCAGCAGGAUUGCCGGCCACCUGAUGAGCUCUGCGCUGCUGACUCAGUCCGACUCAGAACUGCUGAAGGCUCAGGAAGGGAAAAGUAGCAUGGCUUUUCCCCUGGUAGCUUCAGACAAGCUGGAGGCAGGACCAGUUGGGGCCGAGUUUGUGUCACAAGAGGAGGAGAUGUACCACAGCAGGGAGAGCGGGAUAUCCAGUGACCAGGAGGCAUUGUUGAUGUCCCUGGAGGAUGAUCACCCGAAGGAACAAGAUGAGCUGGAGGAAGAUCCAAGCUGGUACCACAGACAAGACACGAAGUCAGGAUCAAAUGCUGAAUUUACGAGGAACUCAGUCCACAAGGAGACAGAGGAGGAGGCAGGCGCUGUAAGGGAUAGUGCGCUUAAGUCUUUAGAGAAUGACUCAUCCACAGACUCUGCCCAGGGCUAUCGCAAGUAUGGCCUGAGUGACAGAACCCUGGAGAUCCUGCAGGAGGUAAUGGAUACAACGAGCCCGUUUGUCUCCAAGCUGAGACAGACAAACGGCAGUAGUAAGAGCGACAGCGCACGAUGCUACGAGGAAGAGGAGUAUGAUGAACGGGAAGACGAUGUCGACGUCGCAAGCCUGCUGCUGAGCUGUUACGAUGAGGAGAAUGCAGCAGACUCCAUGGAGUGGGACAGUGGCAUGAGUAGUUAUGAAUGCACCCCAUUAUCGACACUGGGGUACAGGGAAGAGGACCACAGGAGGAAAGGGGGAAAGUCGGGAAGUCGUCGGAAGGAGGAAAGGCAUGAGGAAGAGAGCUCUGAGGAUGCAUCUUCAGCCUUGUUUGCUACCACAGACGACUGUCCUGCUGAGUAUGCAGUACAGGGGUUUGAUCUGGGAGAGCCAGAAUGCACAGCAGACAGGACAACAAAUGAGUUCCCUGCUGAAGAGCAGUGCAAAAGAUCAGAGGAAGACAGGAAGUACUUUUUCCGGAGAUAUGGCAAUGGUCUUCUUGGGAAUGAGCCCACUUCCUUGGAGUCAAGGGUUUCAGGAUUGGUGGAUACGACACAACAGGGAGGGGACGGAUAUAGUUUCAGCAGCUCUGCAAGGGGGGUGGGAUCAUCCCUUCAUAGUCAGGCUGGGACAUUAAGCACCAGAGGAUGGCAGUUGCAUGAAGAGGAAAUGACCGGUCGUGAUGUUUUAUGGCACCAGGGGGAUGGCCCAGGCAUCAGGCAGCUUCAUCCAUCAGCCAGUCUUAUCGGAGAUGUCGAUUACAGGGGGCCAAUGUCAGGUGUGCCUACAUCCCCAGAUAAGCACUCGGGACACGGCUCCAGAGCAGCGGAAUUUAUCACCGCACCCGGAGAUAACGGCUAUCAUACAGAGGCAGCACGCCAGGUGUCAUUUGUCACCACCGCGACGGGCCAACCGGGAGCGGGGAGUGACAGGGGGACGUCGGGGAGCUCGGGGGACAGUGACAGUGAUGGGAGGAUGACAAAUGGGGCGAGUGGUAAUGGCAGCACACAGUGCCACCGAUCAUUAGUCACCACUAAACACCUCCCGGAGUGUGAAACAGGGGGCAUCCCCACCACCAGAAACGCAGGAGUGGUCAUGCAAAACAUCUAUAACCAGGCCACUGAAGUGGUAACCAGGGGAGAAAUGCUGGACCAGUUUGCCUCGAGCUAUGUCCAGAAGGGACUUGCUGAUGGCUCUGGAAUGGGAACAGGUGAUGGAGAUGCUGGAAAUGGAUGCGAAGUGCUCGCCAACUCUUCAUCCUCGCUAUGUGGACCUGAGGCAGCAGCAGAUUUACGACAUGGUGCUGGACCCACUGACAGCGGAGAUGUGCCAGAUUCUGCAAUAUCAGGCUGGGAAGGCAUCCAGGCCAGCAGCGGCAGAUCAAUACCUUAUCAUUCCUCAAACACACUUUGGACUCAGGAGGGAAUCCUCGGCAAUCACCCACCAGCCUCACCUUCUGCAAAGUUUGAAGAUGAUGAAAUGUUCCGUCGCUUCCAAAGUCUGGAGAGAGAGUUGCUAGCAGAGGAGGACUUUUUGGCCUUACCACCUUACUCCCGUGGAAUCGACGUGGGUUUGAUUGACGUGGAGGAGGAUGACGCCCUACUGAAAGAGGAGGAACACUUCUGGUACCCUCCCUCAGGUACAGAGGCUGACCUAGAGCUCCUGGAGAAAAGGACUUACAAACAGAUUGACGACCUUGCAAGCAGCGGAGCCAUCUUGGAGGAAACAACAAAGAACCUGAAGGAAUUGCUAAAUGGGUUCGGCGGGCAGAGGCCACCGCUGGAUGCGAGUGGAAGUGAUUCUGACGCCUCUACUGUUAAAGAGUCCAAUGAGACAACUACAAUGCUGUCAGGAUCAAAGACUUUCCUCUCAGGAGAAGAGCAUGACUUGAAUGAGGAUGCAUCAUGUGGACCAAACUUCAAAAACAGAACAUCCACACUCCAAACUCCUGCACUGGUAGAAGAAGAAGGGGAAGACUUUGUAUCUCAGCAAAUCAUCACAAAUAGCACUCAUGCGGAAAAAACACUCCAGGUUUCUGACAGCAGCUCACAAGAAUUUCCACCCCCUACAGCCACUCAUGAAGACAGUCAGAACAACAGAUCAAACUUCAUCAGCAACGAAAGUUGCUAUGCGAAAGGGACCAAAUAUUCGGUAGAUGAACAAGUGCAGAUGCCUUGUGCCUUUCCAGAUCAAGAAAUUAAAACAAUAAAUCCAUUUGAUACAGAAUUUGUGGAAACAGCCAAAGACACUAAUGGUCAUUGUCCAGACAGUAAACCAUCAUCAAAACAAGCUGUAAAUGGAGACCUGCCCAUCAGCGAUGCUGGUUGUUUCGGACGGAGAAGGAUUGUCCCUCGUAAGAUCCCACUGCAGUGUUUUGUCAGUCCAAUAGCAACGUUUGCUGCAACACAUCAGGCCAACGGUACCUGUGUCAACCAACGGCAGGUAGAAGUAGUUGUGGACCAUCAUUGCCUUCACUCUGCAGGUAAGGCAGAGGCACUGCAGCACAGUGGUACUGAGACCAAUGGGGUACCACAAAACAACUUUGCCUUUGGAACUGCAGUGGAAACUGAGACUGAUGGUCUUUGCAAUGGCAGACAUGAAGACCAGGAUGACACUGGGAAGGGCCUCAGUCCACCAUCCUAUGACCAGGCUUGUCAAGAAGUUCCAAAUGUAGAGGGACUGCAGCUAAGUAAAGACAGUGGACAGUUUGAGCAUGGUGCAGACUGGCAGGUCAACUCCUCAGUUGUGCCUGCUACCACUAAGAAAGUGGAGCAGGGACAGUUGGGUUCAUUCCAGUCAACUGUAUACAGCAUUGGGAUCCAAAAAGAAGAUUACAGUCCAUCAUAUUCUACCACCAAAGCUGUUACCACCGCACGGGGCAACCACAAUGCCCACAAUGGUUUUUGUGAUGCUGAAGUUGAGUCAGAGCCUCAGCCCACAGAACAGACCACUACCAGCAGUGCCUUUGCAACACAGGGCCAGCCGGGCACCAGUGAGCACAGUAGUUCAGUCGGGGUCAACAGCAAGGUGUACAAUGACCCAAAACUCACUGCUGAGGAUUCUGCUGAACUGGUACGACAGCCAGCAGGUGGGGAGGAGGACAUGCCAGCACUCGGCAAUGCAUCACAGGGUGAGAGGGAACUUUCAUCAACUGCAUUCUCAGCAGCCAGUGUAGUGGACAGCAGACCGGCGCCAUCUCACCUCUCCACUGCUUCACAGACAACCACCCAGCAGAUUUUGCACGGUGGGAGGGGAAGGGCAAUAACAACUACUGACAGCUUGUCCACCAGCGGGGUCAACUGUAGUAAUGUCUCCGAAAUGCCUGAUCAACCAUCUAUGCCAUCCAUGCAGCACCUGGUGACUGACACCUGUCAAUCAAGAGGAUCACAGGCAGGCGGUGAUGUUGGGACAUCAGGGUUUAGCACAGAUGGGAUUCAACUUCUCAGCAAAGAAGCUGGGAAAUGUUCUUCUUCAAAUUCACAGCAUCCCAACGGUACCUUGCCUCAAGGAGAUGCUGUUGCACAAUGCAGGAGUGUCUCAUCACAGACAGGCAUUGGCAGGAACACCUUAGAAGUUGAGGAGCAUGAAGAUGUUGAUUCAAGUGAGCUGUCACAUCAGGCACUGCAGGCUUGUGACUGCCAGGGGAAAGAGUCAGCUGCAGGGUAUGGAGGAGAAACAAGCUCAGACCUUUCCAGAGAUCAAGCUGAAGAAGUUUCUUCGCUGUCUGUUGCGUUGCGUAGUGCUGAGGGUGUAAGCACCUUACGUGGAAAGGAUUUGGAUAACCAGAAUGGUGAAGACAUUGCUUCUUUUGAAGGAGCCAUGUCGUAUACAAAGGAGUCACACACCACUGUGCAAACACUCCAGUCCAGUCAUGGGACUGAGGCUCCCUCCCACAACAGCCAGGCACUCAGCCGCCCCCAGCCACAAAGACUUGCUGGGAGCAAUUUGCAGUUGGGACCCCUAGAUGGGACCCUACCCCCACAGUUAGAUAACAUGUCUGAAGAGACAGCCACCUCCUCAACAAGGUGCCAAGACCAGGUAGGUCAUGGCGCCAAGCCUGAUGAUCUCCUUCUGCCCUGGCAACAUCGCAGUGGGUCAGCAGAAGCAGACUUGUCUACUGGGGGUGUUCCCCAUGCAGAGCCACCAGCCCCCCUCAUCAGGUGCAGGAAACCCAUUGCAGAGCCACCAGCCCACCUCAUCAGGUGCGGGAAACCAGAGCCGGCGGUCCAGCCAACCCACAGACAGCCCACCACCAAACACAUGGCCAUUUGCAGGGCUUCUGAAGGCAGGGUACCCCUGGAGGCUGAUCAGGAGGACAGCAGGUCGUGGCCACGUCUGAAGCGAGUACUGCGAUUGGCCCUCCCGGUCCAGGCCCUUCUGUUCCUUGUGCUUCUAUUGGUUAGCCUCCUGCCACUGAUGUGGGAGCCAGAGUGUUGCACAACUGCGAACAACUUACAUCGCUCCAUCCACCCGACCUUACGCCACAUCAAUGGGCCCUCCCCUACCUAGUCCACCCACGUUGUACGCUCGCCGUACCGCUUGGUUUCAGCGAGACUCAUUAAGGAGCACCACCAGGGAAAUUUGCUCUCCCUCGCCAGAAAUUCCCUCCCCUCUCCCUUAUACUCUGUGUUCACAGUCUGCAGGGUGUGACCAGCAAAGCAAAGAAAAAUGUUAUGAAAUAUGUAUAUAUGCUAAGGUUUCUGCAACUUUUAGAUCUAUGAAAGUGAAGUAGUAUAUGAUGAAAUGUAUAUGCUAUGGGGUUUUAAAAACUUUUAGAUUUGUGAAAGCCAAGAAAAAAUAUGUGUACAUAAACCGAGGUUUUGAUUUUUUGGGGAUGUCCCAGUCCAACUCAAAGUAUGUACAUGUAUAUCAAGGUAAGGUUUUUAAAACAUGUAGAUUUUUGUGGAAAUAGUCGUGAGAUUUUUACUAUUGAAGUGCAACUCAUUAUGAUGAAGUUGUAAGUAUCUAUUUUUAUGGCCAGGGCCUUUUUAUGUGUCCCUUAUAUUUACACUGUAAAUUUAAUGUACAGAAAAAGUGCAACUAUCAGGGUUUUUUUUACUUGCCCUGUAUCCAAAUAUAUUAAUUACAGGACAUGUAGUUGCAGAGUUGUAGUUUUUUUAACUAAAAAUCCCUAUCUAAGUUAAGUUUUCACUAUUUAAGUUAUGUAAGUUUUACAAGAACAGGAUUUUGGAUUUUGAUUUUUGCCAUUUUUACCAACUUUUCAGGUAAGUAUUUAGUAGUGUAAUCUUUGUAUUAUUAGACAACAUCUCUUGCCUUUUAUCAUACCAACAUCUUAAGUAAUGCAAUAAAACUGGUUUUGAACAUA
Molecule: messenger RNA, 9542 nt
Organism: Branchiostoma belcheri (Belcher's lancelet)
Lineage: Eukaryota; Metazoa; Chordata; Leptocardii; Amphioxiformes; Branchiostomatidae
Exons: 15
Coding region: 512-8725 (2737 amino acids)
Cellular component (GO): membrane
Molecular function (GO): protein binding
Source: RefSeq, a predicted model, not a curated record